This is a messenger RNA of Symbiodinium necroappetens, 1299 nucleotides long. The record is from the annotation of a GenBank genome assembly. NCBI's taxonomy places the organism in Eukaryota, Dinophyceae, Suessiales, Symbiodiniaceae.
AUGGUGCAAAUAGCCGAACGGGUCCUGGAAAGCCUGGCAGUGCGCCACUUCUUGCUGCCGUUUGAAGAGCAGGAUUGGCCGGAGUUGCUCCAAAGUGUGGCAGCCAUCGGAAUCCAGGCCCUCAACCUGCAAUAUGGCCGAUCAGCGCAACUUGUUGGACUGAGUUCCUUGCGGCGAAAUGGUUGGAGCUUCACAGGACUGCAGAGUGAGUGGAUGGUUGUGUGUGCUGCACCACAUUCGGACGUGCAGGUCGGGACUGGGCAACGGCAGGACACCUCGCCCACAAAGUCAACCCAGCACGAGGGGCCGGGCGGGUCAAGGCUUGCCUUGGUGCUUGUACAGAUGCCCCAACUAGCUGACAGCUGGGAGGCUGCAUUUCCAUUGAGUCUUCCCAGCACCGAGGCUCUCGGCGGCAUCCGGGCGAGGUUCGAAGCCGCAGCGCCCCAGUUCGAGGUGGCUGGUCGCCCAGGCCGAAUCUACUGCAAGAGUGGCCGAGGCUCCAUUGCCGUGGAGGCUGUCCGCUGCUUCCGGGAUGCCUCGAGAGCCGAUCACAUCCCGCGAGCCAAUCACCACGCUUCCUCCACCUACACUUUCCGAUUCAACUGCCACGUUUGGGUCGGUGCUCCCGACAAGCCCGGCCCCCUCGGGGCCGGGCCGGCCGGGGCCGCACUUCACACCGCAAUGCACUGCGACAUGUACGUCACCACUGCCACAGACAAGUCCAGCGCCUUUGGCUCCAAUGCCUCCAUCGCAAACUCCCACACAUCCAGACUUCAGCCCAAGACGCUCGCGCAUGACCGGGUGUCCCAUCGACGACCGGGAGCCUUUACGCCGGUGGAGCCUCAUGGGGCAGCAGCAUCUUGCUGCGUUUCUACAGAAGUGCAGGCGAUGCGGAUGGGCACAGAUCUUCAGGACGAGUGGUACCACACGCUCAUGUCUCGGCUACGCCGGCUGGGAGAGGUGACAGCACCUUGUGGAGAUGACUGGACAGGACCAUCGGAGCGAAUAGAACGAAGCGAACCUGUGGCCUACACCCCGAGCAGGGCGCGGGAGCCUUUGGCUGCGAGAUCGAGCAGUCGAGAUGCUUUACAUGCCAAACUCAGAGAGUUGGACGCGGAUCGGCCUGAACUUCCGAUCUCAUCGCGAGCACAGCUGGGCGGUGCUGCAGCGACACCAGGCUCAUUCAAUGCCGGGCCAGCCAGGUUGCUCAGUGCUUUGCCAGAUCGAGCACUUCGGCGGGACAGCCACUAUGCUUCGUUAAACAGAGCUUCUCAAAGAUCCGAGGAGCUGAUCUUCUGA